Malus domestica (apple) is the source of this 1662-nucleotide messenger RNA. RefSeq lists its product as uncharacterized. NCBI's taxonomy places the organism in Eukaryota, Viridiplantae, Streptophyta, Magnoliopsida, Rosales, Rosaceae. The record is from RefSeq and is a predicted model, not a curated record.
UCAAGGGCGACAACUUUCAGCUCCAAGUUUGUUUAAUUUUUUUUUUCAAAAUUAGGGUUUGGCAAUCAAAGUGCUUCUCCUCUCUCACAUAUUCAAUUUGUUUUUAUUUUUUAUUUUUUUUUCUAAAAGUUUUAAUUUAUAUUUCUUGGGAAUUUAGUCAUUCAAUUGAGGCGAGGUUAGGUUUAUUCUACCAAAAAUAUAUAUAAUACCGAGGUGAGGAGGAGACACAGGAAUGCUGAUCCCUGGGAGGAUCAUUUGGAAAUUCGGAAAUUUAAGGGCUUAUUUCUUAUGAUUCAGUUAUGGACUUGGAACCCGGAAGCAGCAGAAAUAGUAAGCGUUCGGAAAGAGUUGUUGAUGGAAGUGGAGGCAGUAAGCGUUCGGAAAGACCAAAGGUUCGUGAUGGGAGUGAUGACAGUAGCCAUUUAACAAGACGUCCAGAGGCCACUGCUAAUGAAGGUGGUCGUGUCCCGACCAGAAAGCUAGUCUCCAUAUCCUCUUUGUCAUCUUUGGCAUCAGACUCGUCAUUGGAAGAUCUCUUCCAAGUGGAUACAAACAGAACUACCACUUCAACACAUGCUUCUUCUCUCCCUCAACAUCAUGACUCUAGCUCUGUAGGUCCUGCAUCAACGUCCCGAGCUUCUGAUGUCACCCAUGGGUCCAUGGUGCCCGGUUUGUCACCAACAGAAUCCCCUUCAAUCCAAAUGAUGGAUCGGUGUGGAGGAGGAUAUGAUCCUUACAGGAUCCCGUCUUCUGUGUUUUCAAGAAGUAAAUCCAACAAAGAAUUGGAAUGGAGUGUUGCAUCAAAUGAGUCGCUUUUUAGCAUUCAUUUAGGAAACAAUAGCUUUUCAAGAGACCACAUACUUUUGCUCGGUGAUUUGGUUAAGUCUGGGGAACUGAACAAAUCAGGCGAGUUGUUUGCACUCAAUCCGGCCCCUCAUGUUCCAGUGGUAGAAAUUGAAAGCGAUAGGAUUGAAGAAGUAAGGAUUGAAGAAGUGAAGAUUGAAGAAGUGAGGAUUGAAGAAGUGAGGGAAUCUGGAGUUGGAGUGGCAGAUGAGACCAUUAAGAACACUGCAAGAGCAAAUGCUGAAGAUCAUAGCGAGGGAAGGGUGCCUGCACCAACUGGACCCGUAAAAUCCCCUACCCUCUCUCGCCGUUCUGAUGCGAGUGGAACUAGCACACGCUCUUUUGCCUUCCCAAUAACAAAGAAGCGUGCGUGGCCAUUGCGCUGCUGUUCUAACUGUAGCCGGGCGUUCUGCUAUGUUACAUGGCCAAGCUGCUAUUGUUCGAACUGCAGCUGGGCGUUCUGCUAUUCUUGGAACCGUUUCCAAAAGAGAGUGUGUUGUGUUUCUUCAACCAUAUUGUCAGAUGGGAUGACAGAUAGGAUGAAAAGUUCCGUGAAGGUUACACAAUUUGCCGAAGAGCAGUGCCUGGAGCCGGAGCCGCAGCGGCCGCCACCACCAGUCCUCUUACCGCCUAAAAAAGUGACCAAAUCAAAAGCCUCCUAUUGGCUUUGUUGCUUUUCUUGGUGCAAGUGGGGUUGUUCUUGUCGCCGGCGUCGAUGUCGAUGUUUUUCUUGUUGUUGCUGUUGUUGAGAAAUGUAAGCGCUAUGGAUUAUGUAAGCCUCCUCCUUGUCCAUAUAAUGAUUUCCUAACCUUCCCUUCA